Messenger RNA from Thamnophis elegans (Western terrestrial garter snake), 5580 nucleotides. It is a transcript of the gene TOP2B, whose product is annotated as DNA topoisomerase II beta. Gene Ontology annotation, cellular component: nucleus. NCBI's taxonomy places the organism in Eukaryota, Metazoa, Chordata, Lepidosauria, Squamata, Natricidae. Bases 385 to 5271 code for a protein of 1628 amino acids. Gene Ontology annotation, biological process: DNA topological change; sister chromatid segregation; resolution of meiotic recombination intermediates. The record is from RefSeq and is a predicted model, not a curated record. Gene Ontology annotation, molecular function: DNA binding; DNA topoisomerase type II (double strand cut, ATP-hydrolyzing) activity; ATP binding. The transcript has 37 exons.
GAGAGGAGAGGAGAAAUGAGGCAUUUGGAGGUUGCGGUAGCUAUGCCGGACGGGGGCAGUGCAGUUAUUGUUUGAAGAUAGGGCCUUUCUGCGGGCGGACAAUCGGUCGGAGGUUUGCCAGGCCGUUUUUUAAUUUGGGCUCUUGGCAGUUUGGAUCUUACUUCGAAGAAAAAGGGUGACCCACACCUUUUUACGCACAAGACUCCAAGCUGGCCUAUCUGCUACGCCGCCGCCGCCCAACGUUGGUGUCAGGAGCGUCAUCGACUUCCCCUCCCCCAUCUGCGGCGUUCUCUGGGCCCUCGCGUGCUGAUUUCUAGUCGUUUUUUAUUUAUCGGCCUUUAUAUUUAUAACUAUUUAUAACUAUACUGAAACGACUAUAAAAUAAUGGCAAAAUCAGGAGGUGGAGGCGGCGGCGGCAAUGGCAGUGGAGGAGCCGCUGGCGGCGGCGGCAGCGGGGGUCUAACCUGGGUGACACUGUUUGAUAAUCAAAACAAUGCUUCAAAAAAAGAAGAACCUGAACACACCAAUAAAAAUGAUUCAAAAAAGCUGUCUGUUGAGAGAGUUUAUCAAAAAAAGACUCAACUUGAGCAUAUUCUUCUCCGUCCUGAUACAUACAUUGGUUCGGUAGAACCUUUAACUCAGUUGAUGUGGGUGUUUGAUGAAGAUACGGGAAUGAAUUGUAGAGAUGUCACUUUUGUUCCUGGUUUAUAUAAAAUAUUUGAUGAAAUUCUUGUAAAUGCAGCUGACAAUAAGCAAAGAGAUAAGAAUAUGACAUGUAUCAAAAUAUCAAUUGAUCCCGAGUCAAAUAUUAUAAGUAUUUGGAAUAAUGGAAAAGGUAUUCCUGUUGUGGAACAUAAAGUAGAAAAGAUGUAUGUUCCUGCCUUAAUUUUUGGACAGCUAUUAACGUCCAGUAAUUAUGAUGAUGAUGAAAAAAAAGUUACAGGUGGUCGCAAUGGCUAUGGUGCAAAACUUUGUAAUAUAUUCAGUACCAAGUUUACAGUUGAGACUGCUUGCAAAGAAUACAAACAUAGUUUUAAGCAGACCUGGAUGAAUAAUAUGAUGAAGACUUCAGAUCCUAAGAUUAAACAUUUUGAAGGAGAUGACUACACAUGUGUGACAUUCCAACCAGAUCUUUCAAAGUUUAAGAUGGAAAAGCUUGACAAAGAUAUAGUAGCUCUUAUGACAAGAAGAGCUUAUGAUUUGGCAGGAGCAUGCAAAGGAGUCAAAGUAAUGCUUAAUGGAAAGAAACUACCUGUGAAUGGCUUUCGUAGUUAUGUUGAUCUUUAUGUAAAAGAUAAGUUGGAUGAAACUGGACUUGCUCUAAAAGUUACUCAUGAACUUGCUAAUGAACGCUGGGAUGUCUGUCUUACUUUAAGUGAAAAGGGAUUUCAGCAAAUUAGUUUUGUGAACAGUAUUGCUACCACAAAGGGAGGUAGGCAUGUCGAUUAUGUGGUAGAUCAAAUUGUUGGAAAAUUGAUAGAGGUAGUAAAAAAAAAAAACAAAGCUGGUGUUUCAGUAAAACCAUUCCAGGUAAAGAACCAUAUAUGGGUUUUUAUUAAUUGUCUUAUUGAAAAUCCUUCUUUCGAUUCUCAAACGAAAGAGAAUAUGACACUCCAACCGAAAAGUUUUGGGUCCAAAUGUCAAUUAUCAGAAAAGUUUUUUAAAGCAGCUUCUAACUGUGGCAUUGUAGAAAGUAUACUGAAUUGGGUGAAAUUCAAGGCACAGAUACAGCUGAACAAAAAAUGUUCAUCAGUGAAACAUAGUAAAAUUAAAGGCAUUCCAAAACUUGAUGAUGCUAAUGAUGCUGGUGGCAAGCAUUCUUUGGAUUGUACAUUAAUUUUAACUGAGGGAGAUUCUGCCAAAUCUUUAGCUGUCUCUGGUUUAGGUGUUAUUGGAAGAGAUAGAUAUGGGGUAUUUCCACUCAGGGGAAAAAUUCUUAACGUUCGUGAGGCAUCUCAUAAACAGAUUAUGGAAAAUGCAGAAAUUAAUAACAUUAUAAAAAUAGUUGGUCUACAAUACAAGAAAAGUUAUGAAGAUCCAGAGUCUCUGAAAACAUUAAGAUAUGGCAAAAUUAUGAUUAUGACUGAUCAGGAUCAAGAUGGAUCACAUAUUAAGGGUUUGCUUAUCAAUUUUAUUCAUCACAAUUGGCCUUCACUUCUGAAACAUGGUUUCCUUGAAGAAUUUAUUACUCCAAUUGUAAAGGCAAGUAAAAAUAAGCAGGAACUUUCCUUCUAUAGUAUUCCUGAAUUUGAUGAAUGGAAAAAACAUAUGGAAAAUCAUAAAGCAUGGAAAAUAAAAUACUACAAAGGUUUAGGCACCAGCACUGCUAAAGAAGCAAAAGAAUAUUUUGCAGAUAUGGAAAGACAUCGGAUUUUAUUUCGAUAUGCUGGUCCUGAAGAUGAUGCAGCCAUUACAUUGGCCUUCAGUAAGAAAAAAAUAGAUGACAGAAAAGAAUGGUUGACAAAUUUCAUGGAAGAUAGAAGACAACGUCGGCUGCAUGGAUUACCAGAGCAAUUUCUGUAUGGGACUGCAACAAAGCAUCUCACUUAUAAUGACUUUAUCAACAAGGAGCUGAUUCUCUUUUCCAACUCAGAUAACGAGCGAUCCAUCCCAUCUCUUGUUGAUGGCUUUAAACCAGGGCAGCGUAAAGUUUUGUAUACUUGCUGUAAGAGAAAUGAUAAACGUGAAGUUAAAGUUGCUCAGUUGGCUGGUUCUGUGGCAGAAAUGUCUGCUUAUCACCAUGGAGAGCAAGCUUUAAUGAUGACAAUUGUCAAUUUGGCUCAGAAUUUUGUUGGAAGUAAUAAUGUCAGCUUGCUACAGCCUAUUGGUCAGUUUGGUACUAGACUUCAUGGUGGCAAGGAUGCUGCAAGUCCUCGUUACAUCUUCACCAUGUUGAGCCCUUUAGCAAGAUUACUUUUUCCUGCAGUAGAUGAUAAUCUUCUUAAGUUCCUGUAUGAUGAUAAUCAGCGUGUGGAACCUGAAUGGUACAUUCCCAUAAUUCCUAUGGUCCUAAUAAAUGGUGCUGAGGGCAUCGGUACAGGAUGGGCAUGUAAGAUUCCAAACUAUGAUACCAGAGAGAUUGUGAACAAUGUCAGACGAAUGUUGGAUGGAUUGGAUCCUCAUCCUAUGCUUCCAAAUUACAAAAACUUUAAAGGAGCAAUCCAAGAACUUGGUCAAAAUCAAUAUGUAGUGAGUGGAGAAAUAUUUGUGGUUGAUAGGAACACGGUAGAAAUUACAGAACUUCCAGUUCGAACAUGGACUCAGGUUUACAAAGAACAAGUAUUAGAACCAAUGUUGAAUGGGACUGAAAAAACACCAGCAUUAAUUUCUGAUUACAAAGAAUAUCACACUGAUACAACUGUGAAAUUUGUUGUAAAAAUGACAGAAGAAAAACUUGCUCAAGCAGAGGCUGCUGGACUCCACAAAGUUUUUAAGCUUCAAACAAGUUUAACUUGUAAUUCUAUGGUACUAUUCGAUCAUAUGGGCUGUCUGAAGAAAUAUGAAACUGUGCAAGAUAUCUUAAAAGAAUUCUUUGACUUACGUUUAAAUUAUUAUGGUUUGCGUAAGGAGUGGCUUGCAGGAAUGUUAGGGGCAGAAUCUACAAAGCUUAACAAUCAAGCUCGCUUUAUUUUAGAGAAAAUACAAGGGAAAAUUGCCAUAGAAAACAAAUCAAAGAGAGAUUUAAUUCAGAUGUUAGUCCAGAGAGGUUAUGAAUCUGACCCUGUCAAAGCCUGGAAGGAAGCUCAAGAAAAAGCUGCAGAAGAGGAAGAAAUGCAAAAUCUGAAUGAUGAUAAUUCAUCUUCUUCAGGAUCUACUUCAGGUCCAGAUUUCAAUUACAUCUUAAAUAUGUCUUUAUGGUGUCUUACUAAAGAGAAAGUUGAGGAAAUCAUUAAGCAGCGAGAUUCAAAAGGAAAGGAACUCAAUGAACUCAAGAAAAAAUCUUCUUCUGACCUUUGGAAAGAAGAUUUGGCAGCUUUUGUAGAAGAACUUGAAAAAGUAGAAGCUCAGGAAAGAGAGGAUGUACUGGCAGGAAUGACUGGCAAACCCAUAAAAGGCAAAGUUGGUAAACCCAAGAUGAAAAAACUUCACUUAGAAGAGACCAUGCCUUCACCUUUUGGUAGGAGAAUAGUUCCACAGAUUACAUCAGCUAUGAAAGCUGAUGCCAGUAAGAAAUUACUAAAAAAAAAGAAGGGGGACCUUGAUACUUCAGCAAUAAAAUUGGAAUUUGAUGAAGAAUUUGGUGGCACACCAAUAGAAGGUGCUGGAGAAGAGUUGCUUAAUACCCCUGGUCCAGUGAUUAAGACCCCUAAGCCCAAGAGAGAGAAGAAAGAGCCUGGUACUAGAGUAAGAAGAACACCGUCUGCCACAAAGACUUCUGCAAAAAAAGUAAAGAAACGAAAUCCAUGGUCAGAUGAUGAAACAAAAUCUGAAAGUGACUUGGAAGAAAAUGACCCUGUGAUUAUUCCAAGAGAUUCUUUACUUAGAAGAGCUGCAGCUGAAAGGCCCAAAUACACCUUUGAUUUCUCGGAAGAAGAAGAAGAUGCUGAUGAUGAUGAAGAUGCCAACAACAAUGAUCUUAAUGAACUCAAAGUAAAAACAUCUUCAAACAUCAAUGACAGAGAAGAUGAAUUUGUGCCUUCAGAUAGUCUUGAAAAGGAUGAAUAUGAUUUCUCUCCAAUCAAAACAAAGCCUUCUCCAGAGAAGGUUUCCCAAGACAAAACUAAUCAAGAUUUUGGUAACCUGUUCACGUUUCCUUCUUAUUCUCGGAAAGCCAAUAUUGAUACAUCAAAAUUUGACAGUGAUGAGGAAGAUUCAACACCAGUCUUUUCUUCAACUUUUAUUCCAAAACAAACAGAGACACUUUCAAGUAAAACAGUUGUUACUAAAAAAGCAAAACUAUCAUCAGAUAUGCCCUCUAAGCUGAAAAGAUCUCCAAAACCUAAGAAGAUGGAACUAAUAAACUCUGAUUCAGAAUCUGAAUUUGGUAUUCCAAAGAAGUCCAUUGUUCCCAAAGGAAAAGGCAGGGGAGCGAAAAAAAGGAAAAUAUCCGGUUCUGAAAAUGAAGGUGAAUAUAACCCUGGAAGAAAAUCGCCCAAGUCAAUUCCGAGCAAGAAACUGAAGAAAACAGCCUUUGAUCAGGAUUCUGAUGUAGACAUUUUACCAUCUGACUUUGCUUCUGAAACAACUUCCAGGCCACGGACAGGUCGCGCAAGAAAAGAAGUGAAGUAUUUUGCAGAGUCUGAUGAAGAUGAUGAUUUUCCUAUGUUUUAAUUAAGUGCUGAAAGAGCACACAAACUUCCAACAAAUAUCUUAUGUUGUCCUUUUCUGUCGCAGACUUUUUGUACAUUUGACUUAUUUUAUGUGAUGUAAUUGAUGGUUUUUAUUAUUGUGUGUAGGCAUUUUAACAUUUUGUUCUUACACUUACAGUUUUAUGCUCUUUUUUACUCAUUGAAAUGUCAUGUGUCUGACCGGCUUGUAGAAAUGUUCUAGAGAGCUGUGCAAAAAGCACACAUUUUAAUUGUCAUGGUUGCAAACGGCAACUUUUUGAAAUGAAGUUUAAACAUUAAAAAUAUAAAACCA